This is a messenger RNA of Penicillium waksmanii, 1269 nucleotides long. RefSeq names its product amidohydrolase family protein. The coding region runs from base 1 to 1269 and encodes 422 amino acids. Gene Ontology annotation, molecular function: hydrolase activity, acting on carbon-nitrogen (but not peptide) bonds. The record is from RefSeq and is a predicted model, not a curated record. The transcript is spliced from 4 exons. Lineage: Eukaryota; Fungi; Ascomycota; Eurotiomycetes; Eurotiales; Aspergillaceae.
AUGGAAAUGUCAUCUAUUGUUCUCAGAAUGUCGCCAACCCUCAUUACCAACGUCCGGAUCUUCGACGGCCUCUCAGUCGUCUCAGAUUGCGGAUACAUCUUGAUUGAGUUUGGAAAUAUUCAGCAAAUAUCGAAGUUUCCAUUGCCUACUGCCCCCGGAUGGAAUAUUGUCGAUGGCUCAAACUCCACGCUAAUCCCUGGACUUAUCGACGCCCAUGUCCAUGUGUAUCAGGACUUGAAGUUUAUUGAAACAGCAAUUCAAUAUGGCGUCACCACUGUGCUAGACAUGCACAACGAGUCCGAAUGGUUCAAGAAGAUGAAGCUGGUUGCCGAUGAGAAAAAUGAUGUUGCGGACAUUCAGAGUGCAGGGUUGGCUGCAACCGUCAAGAACGGCUGGCCGUCUGCGAUUCUUCGAAUGACAGCUGCGGCAGAUGCGACCCUUGAAACUCGUAUUUCAGGGUGGCCAGAUAUAACGGACAAUGAAACUGCAGACCAAUAUGUUGCUACGAAUAAAGCGGCGGGUGCGAGUUUCAUUAAACUUAUGCAGGAAGAUGGCUGUGCACUGAGCCUGCCCUUUCCUACACGUCCGAUCCCCACUCCCCCUCUAGAAGUUCAAAAGGCUGUCGUUGACGCUGCCCAUCGCAACAAUAUGUUGGCGGUGGCUCAUGCUUUGACCAAUGACUCCGUUCUCCAGAUGCUUCACGCUGGAGUAGAUGGCAUCACACACUCAUCAGUCGAACCGAUUAACGAAAGCGUUAUCAGUGCAUUUAAAGAUACAAAUGCCUUCAUUAUUCCUACAUUUGCUGUUCAUGCAUCCAGCAGCGGAGAAGACAGACACACUCGACAACGUCUCGCAGCGGAUCUGGCAGAUACUAGAGAGAAGGAAAACUUUCUCGGAUGCCUCCACAUUAUGCAGGCCGGGUACUCAAUUCAAAAUUCCUAUGAACAGAUCACGAUUCUGAAAGAAGCUGGGGUGGAUAUCUUAUGCGGGACCGACUCAUCAGAGCACCUCGUGGGUACACGAGCAGGAGCAUCUGUGCUUCAUGAGCUUUGGCUAUACGUAAAUCGAUGCGGAUUUACACCCAUUGAGGCUCUUGCGUCUGCGACCUCGAAAAUAGCAGAACGGUUCAAGAUGAAGGAUCGGGGAAUCAUUGAAGCAGGCCGUAAAGCAGACCUUGUGCUGGUGAAGGGUAAUCCAACUGAAUCUAUUGAUUCUUUGAAUGAUAUAAUCGGGGUUUGGAGAAACGGGGAGCGAGUGGUCUGGGAAUAA